This is a messenger RNA of Lepus europaeus (European hare), 4484 nucleotides long. RefSeq names its product WD repeat and FYVE domain containing 1 (gene WDFY1). The transcript is spliced from 12 exons. The record is from RefSeq and is a predicted model, not a curated record. NCBI's taxonomy places the organism in Eukaryota, Metazoa, Chordata, Mammalia, Lagomorpha, Leporidae. Bases 32 to 1264 code for a protein of 410 amino acids. Gene Ontology annotation, molecular function: metal ion binding; protein binding.
CGCCCGCGGGAGAGGCCGCGGCCGCGCGAACAUGGCGGCGGAGAUCCACUCCAGGCCGCAGAGCAGCCGCCCGGUGCUGCUGAGCAAGAUCGAGGGGCACCAGGACGCCGUCACGGCCGCGCUGCUCAUCCCCAAGGAGGACGGCGUCAUCACCGCCAGCGAGGACAGAACCAUCCGAGUAUGGCUGAAAAGAGACAGUGGUCAGUACUGGCCCAGCAUUUACCACACAAUGGCCUCCCCUUGCUCCACCAUGGCUUACCAUCACGACAGCAGACGGAUAUUUGUGGGCCAGGACAACGGCGCUGUGAUGGAAUUUCAUGUUUCAGAAGAUUUUAACAAAAUGAACUUUAUCAAGACCUACCCAGCUCAUCAGAACCGGGUGUCUGCAAUUAUCUUCAGCUUGGCCACAGAGUGGGUGAUCAGCACCGGCCACGACAAGUGCGUCAGCUGGAUGUGCACCCGCAGUGGGAACAUGCUGGGCCGGCACUUCUUCACUUCCUGGGCGUCGUGUCUGCAAUACGAUUUUGAUACUCAGUACGCUUUUGUUGGCGACUAUUCUGGGCAGAUCACCCUGCUGAAGCUGGAGCAGAACUCCUGUUCAGUUAUUACAACCCUCAAGGGACACGAAGGUAGUAUUGCGUGCCUGUGGUGGGACCCCAUUCAGCGGUUACUCUUCUCCGGAGCUUCUGACAACAGCAUCAUCAUGUGGGACAUUGGAGGCAGGAAAGGCCGGACGCUGCUGCUUCAGGGCCAUCAUGACAGGGUGCAGUCGCUGUGUUACCUUCAGCUCACAAGGCAGCUGGUUUCCUGUUCCUCGGACGGUGGGAUUGCAGUGUGGAACAUGGACGUUAGCAGAGAAGAGGCUCCUCAGUGGCUAGAGAGUGACUCUUGUCAGAAAUGUGAGCAGCCCUUUUUCUGGAACAUAAAGCAGAUGUGGGACACAAAGACACUGGGGUUGCGACAGCAUCACUGCAGGAAAUGCGGGCAGGCUGUCUGUGGGAAGUGCAGCAGCAAGCGCUCCAGUUACCCCGUCAUGGGCUUCGAGUUCCAAGUCCGGGUUUGCGAUUCCUGCUAUGAUUCCAUCAAAGACGAAGAUCGGACUUCUCUAGCAACCUUUCAUGAAGGAAAACAUAACAUUUCCCACAUGUCCAUGGACGUUGCUAGGGGACUGAUGGUGACCUGUGGGACGGAUCGUGUGGUAAAGAUAUGGGACAUGACACCUGUGGUGGGCUGCAGUCUGGCAACUGGAUUUUCUCCACAUUGAUCCAGGAACUUGGCGAUGUCUACACCUUGUGAGCAGCAGUUUCCACCAAAAGAAAUUCUUCCCAUGUAGCCCCAUGGUCCCUGUCAUGUGAAUGGACAGUAGCCACUUAAAACAGUCCACACUUUUAAAAAGAAAAAUGUAAAGGUGUGUCUUUGGGGGGCAUUUGUGGAACCUACCAGUGGGGACUGUGUUGGAAAAGGUCCUGCAGUGGUUCCCUGUGGAACGGGAUUUCUUCAAGGAAGCUCUCAUGAGCAGCGAACUGAUGCGUGAUGAGAGUCAUCUAGCCAGUGAGGGUUUCAGAGAGGAAAACAUUGAAAAAAACAUUAAUGCUUAGAACUUUCUUAAAGCAGUCCCAAGUACAAACACUCAGACUAGCGGGCCUCCCAGGUCUCCAUGGCUCUGUGUCAGAGCAGGAAUGACAGGAAGGAGGACUUGUUCUCUCUUUCUUGAGGGGUGGCAAUAGGAACUUAAGAAACCAGACAGCUCUCCUUAUAUGCUGGCUGUGUACGAAUAUUCUCUACAUUUAGUUACCAAUAAACUUCUCAAAGAUAUCUGUUCUCUCCAGGUAGUGCCAUAGUCUGCACCUAGCAUUUGGCUUGCUUCACUUGUUCUCUUCCCAGCCAGUGUGCCGUGGGCAAACCCUUGCAAUUGUCGUUAAGUUGUGAAAUUUCUAGAAUAACCAUGGCAGUCCACAUUCUCUCCUUUCCCGGAAACGUGCUUUGAGGACAAAACUUUUCUAUGGUGCUGUUUUCACGGGAGUCACAUGAGCCGUCUGACUUGUUCUCAUUGCAGUUAGGAAGGACUAAUGGAAAAUCCAGCUAUCAGCCCGACGGUGAGGGGAAAUGACCAGUCUGUUCCAUGGACUAGUCCAGCACUCCUAACAGACACCUUCUAUUUGUGGCUCCCACAGGAGCCACUCCACAGCUUUUAAACAAUGUUGACGUUAGUUGUAACUGGAAUUAUUUGUAUUUGGUAGAAGGAAAUUGGUCUGUCAGUAUCAAUCAGGUUGUGCAGAGUUACUCCUAAAUUGUAAAUCACUUUCUUAACAACUAGCAAAGUUGUCCUUACUGGCAUUAAAGCCUUUGGCCACAGAGAACCAGGAUGAGGCAGAGGUGGGGAAUGGGAAGCCUAUUUUUUUAAUAUUCAAAUAUUUAUGUAUGUGUGUUUUUUUUAAUAAUUGUAAAUGUAUCAUUAAUUUAGGGCUAUGGAAGUGAGUGGAGAAGAGCCUACUUUUUUAAACAACAGAUAUACAUAUAGCAACAGUAUCUUUGUUAGUCUUACAAUGGAUAUUGGUUUAAAAAAACCACUCAGUACUGCAUCACUACAUUGGGAUCAUAUCAAGGCAGCAUAAUAUUUCUAUGUGAUGAAACUAGGGGACUAAAUCUGUUUUAUAACUUCUUAAAGGGACUAAAAAGCUUAAGACAGACGAUUAAACUAAGAUGUCUUAAUGGCCAUGGGACAGGGAUAAAAAGGAAAAAGAAGGCAGCAGGGCACAUCAUGUUCUGGACCCAUCUGCAUUGAAGGUUGGCUUGUCUUCAAAAAAUAAGACUGAGAGUUUUUGUUGUUCCUUCUAAUUUUUGUGUUGCAUCACUUGAAAGAGGAAUUUCCUUUAAAAACUUUUCCUAGGUUCUUUCCAAAAUGUGUAUCACUAACAAAAUUUGGAAGAAAAAUUGAAUGAUGGUAAGUCAUUUUUAUACCCCAAGGUCAAACAUCAAGCUUCUUACAUUAACUUUAGUUUGGUUCGUGGUUCAGUCCACACAAAGGUGCUGUCCUGGGGAUUUUUAUUAAGCCCUGAAAGGAAAAUGGAAUAUGGUUGCUUCCUUGCCCUGUGGAAGAGUGCUGAACUGUGUUUUUGUUUUCCUUUAACUUCUACUGUCUGAGGCAGAUCGAACAGUUUCACAGCUGCUGAAAAUACUGUAUAGCUUCCAAACUGUUUUUGUUUUAAAAAUGUCUUGAUGACAAAACCCUGUGUCCCAUAGAGAACAUAAAGCUGUAGUAGUGCCUCCUAAGGGAGUGAGUUAAUAUCAAUCAAGAAGGAAAUGUGUAUUUAAGGAAGAAUUGAAGUAUCUCAGAAAAGCAAAGAGAAUGCUUCAAUAUAAUCUGCUCUCCACAAGCCUAUUAACAUUUUCCUAUCUGAAAACAUACAUGCCAGGCUUGUCUUCUCUCAAAUACACACUAGGUAGCAAAUGGGGUAAUAUUUUUUACACAAGUGGGCAAAGUUGUUUUCUCAAUUUUACUGACUAGGCACACAAAAAGAGGGACAGAUGGGCUUCUAGUUACUGCCUUAUUUUGACUGCAUCUCUCUUGAAAGGGUCAUUUAAAAUGGUGAUUCAAGAAACAAUUUACUGGUCUUUCCAUUUCUGAAUACUCAAUCUAACUUGUACAAACAGGGAUUAAGAAGCCCAGACUAUCAGAGAAGAUCCUUGUAUUUAGAGCUGGUAUGUAUGUGAUAAGGAAAUGCCAAUUCAUCAUUAUAAAAACGCUUUAAACUUGCCCUCUGUUAGUCCAGGUGAUAACAAUACCCCUAUAACAUUUAAUCAUUACAUUGUAAACCUCCAUUAACUGAAGUCCUGUUUCCGUCCUGCUACCAGAGGAUAUAAAAAUAUCUCUCAAGAAGGUUCGACCUUGCUUUUCCCCAAAGAGUUCAGUUUGUAAGUACCCACAUUUUUUGAACUGUUGAAACUGACCCAGAUAUGACCACAGUAGCUCAGACCCAAGGAGAUAUUUUCUAGAAUCAGUUUUCCUUAAAGUGCUUUCUACUUCUGUUACUGGAUCUGGUAUCUCCUAAAAUCUAAGAAACCAGUUACUAUUAAUGAUUAAACCAUCUGCUCAUUAUAAAUGGGAGGUUUAACAAAUAAGUAAUAUGGUCUAUACUUUUCAGGUGUCUAUUGCUUAAUUGUUAAUUGUGAGCAGAUUGUUGAAUGCCCACUCUAUUUUCUGCAGUUUACUAUAUGGUAACUCUUUGUGUAAGCUGAAGUUUAAUUGUGCAACAAAUUUAUAUUAGAGUACAAUUUAAAGUGUUUUUCUCUAUAGCCUUUUUUGACAUGGUAAACAAAAGGUAAUGUUAUUGGUACAAUUUGUUCUUUUACUAGCUAUGUUUCUAUAAGAUAUGGUGCCCUGUGUAUCCCAGAGAGGCUAGGAAACUUUGUUCCUAUUUAUGUGUUCUGUUUUUGUGUUUUGGCGGGGAAUAUGCAUACAAUAAAAUAUUCCUUGCUUGUUA